CGCGCCCUUUUACAAAGUACACUCGCAGCAGAACAAUGGUGGGCACCUCGACCGCGCCCUCCUAUAUAUACCCCAUGAACAGAGCAGAGAACGACAGACAGAGACAGAUAACACAGCCACCAAAGCAUCGACCGAUCGGCGUGCCGGGUGAACUGUGAGUUGAUCGAGCUGGGUGGACAUUUCUGGAAUUACAUAACUUCAUCAACCAUGGGUCGUCCCGAUUCCGAGGCGCCGACGUCGAGCAUUGCCGCGGGGCUGGCUGCCGCCCUCGGAGGCGGGGGAGAAGCGCCGGCGCCGGCGGGGGCAGACUCGGCUUUCGAAACCAACGUGGUGAUCAUCCUGGCCGCGGUCUUCUUCGCGCUGCUCUUCGCCAUCGGGCUCCACUCGCUGGCACGGUGCGCGCUCCGGUACGUGGGGCGUGGGGCUGCCGCCGCUGUUGCUGCCGGCGAGGGCAGGGCGUCGGCGCGGGUGGCCUGCAGCGGCAGCGGCAUCAAGAGGCGCGUCCUCAGGGGCCUCCCCGUGGAGGUGUACGGCUGCGGGGAGGACAUCGACGACGUGUGCGCGAUAUGCCUGAGCGAGUUCGUGGACGGCGAGAAGGUGCGCGUGCUGCCGCUCUGCGGGCACGGCUUCCACGUCCGCUGCGUCGACGCCUGGCUGGUGUCCCACGGCUCCUGUCCCACGUGCCGGCGGCCGGUGCUCGAGGGCGCGCCCGCGAAGAGUGAGACGGACACGGUGAUCACCGUGGUCAUCGCGUGAGUUCAUCACGCAACGAGGCAUGCCAUUGCUGCCGGCACGGCACAGCCCUGCAUGCGCAAGCUCCUGCGGAAUUUUCAGGCGCUGAUUAAUAGUGGAGUGUAUAAAUGAUUGAAAUGUUCAAUUGCUCGUGUAAAUAUUCAACGGGGCAAAGCGCUUUCCUGACAUCCUAUGAGUAAACA
Triticum urartu is the source of this 935-nucleotide messenger RNA. Lineage: Eukaryota; Viridiplantae; Streptophyta; Magnoliopsida; Poales; Poaceae. The record is from RefSeq and is a predicted model, not a curated record.